Akanthomyces muscarius is the source of this 1023-nucleotide messenger RNA. RefSeq lists its product as uncharacterized. The transcript is spliced from 2 exons. Lineage: Eukaryota; Fungi; Ascomycota; Sordariomycetes; Hypocreales; Cordycipitaceae. The record is from RefSeq and is a predicted model, not a curated record. The coding region runs from base 1 to 1023 and encodes 340 amino acids.
AUGGCAAAGCUAUAUGCUAAAGACCAGGCUAGCGGCUUCCGCAAUCGAGUUGAGCGAGUUGCUAUAGUCGGAGCCAGCGGAAGAAUCGGCAGCCACAUCACUCAAGCUUUGGCGGAGAACAGCAAACACGAAUUGACCCUCAUUACCAGACCGGAGAGCGAAAGUAAACUCCCACAUGGUCUCAAAGUCAUCAAAGUUGACUACUCCGGCGAUGACAUCACGGCGCUCACAGACGCUUUGCGCGGACAGGACUGUCUCAUCGUCUGCAUGGCGGUGACGGCGCCCGCAGACACGCUCAGUAAAUUCUCCCGAGCGGCUGCGCAGGCACAAGUCCCCUACAUAAUGCCAAACUGGUUCGGCAUCGGACCAGAGAACGACGCCAUUGCAAAGGAACCAAUCAUCGGUACCAGGAUGAACGCCGUCGUCGCCGAGAUCAAGCAGCUCGGUGUGAGCGCGUAUCUCCUGCUGGGCAGCCAGUUCUGGUACGAGUUCAGCCUGGGCGGCGGACCUAGCCGAUACGGAUUUGACUUUACCAAGAGAUCCUUGAUCCUGUUCGACGGUGGCGACAAGCCAAUGGACACGACAACUUGGCCGCAAAGCGGACGGGCAGUUGCUGCGCUCUUGAGCUUGAAGAGGCUGCCAGAGGACAAAGACGACAAGUCGACGACUCUUUCCCAGUUUUCAAAUGGAACUGCGUAUGUUCGUAGCUUUCGUGUUACCCAAAAAGACAUGUAUGAAAGCGCCAAGCGUGUGACAAAGACGACAGACGCCGACUGGACGAUCGCACAUGAGUCGUCCCAGGCUGGGUUUGAAGAAGGCAAGGCCAAGGUAAAGGCCGGCGAUUUCACCACGUUCACAAAGAUGCUGUACAGUCGCGUCUGGAUGGACGACAACGCAGAUCUGGAGGGAAGAGUGGGCAAGCUACACAAUGAUGCGCUUGGGCUUCCAGUCGAAGACUUGGAUGAGGCGACGGCGGAGGCUGUUCGCCUGGCAUUGGCUGGGGAGAUUCCGUUUGGGCACUGA